This is a messenger RNA of Chaetomium strumarium, 1997 nucleotides long. Its product is annotated as lariat debranching enzyme, C-terminal domain-containing protein. Gene Ontology annotation, molecular function: RNA lariat debranching enzyme activity. The record is from RefSeq and is a predicted model, not a curated record. Gene Ontology annotation, cellular component: nucleus. Lineage: Eukaryota; Fungi; Ascomycota; Sordariomycetes; Sordariales; Chaetomiaceae. Gene Ontology annotation, biological process: mRNA splicing, via spliceosome. The transcript has 2 exons. The coding region runs from base 128 to 1864 and encodes 578 amino acids.
UCAUCAACAAGCGGCUCAACGUACGUUCGUCUCCACCGUCAUUGCUCGACGCUUGAGGGCAUCCAAAUGACCUGAGGAUAUUUCUCAUAAAGAAAAUACAGGUCCUCAAAAAUCUUCACCGAACGGGAUGGCUUCAAGCGGUGCGCACGAAGUUAGCGGUGUUCGUAUCGCCGUGGAAGGCUGUGGACACGGCACACUCAACGCCAUCUAUGCUGCCGUCGACAGGUCAUGCAAAGAACGCCAAUGGGAUGGCGUCGACCUGCUCAUUAUCGGCGGCGACUUCCAGGCCGUCCGCAAUGCCGCCGACCUCAACGUCAUGUCGGUGCCGCCGAAGUACCGACAGCUCGGCGACUUCCACGAGUAUUACAGCGGGGCCCGCAAGGCACCCUAUCUGACCGUCUUCGUGGCCGGUAACCACGAGGCCUCGUCCCACCUCUGGGAGCUCUACUACGGUGGCUGGGUUGCUCCCAACAUCUACUACAUGGGCGCGGCCAAUGUGCUCCGCCUGGGCCCGCUGCGCAUCGCCGGCAUGAGCGGGAUCUGGAAGGGCUUCGACUACAAGAAGCCGCAUCACGAGCGCCUGCCAUUCAACGCCGACGACGUCAAGAGCUUCUACCAUGUGCGCGAGAUCGACGUGCGCAAGCUCCUGCAGCUGCGCACCCAGGUGGACAUCUGCAUCAGCCACGACUGGCCGCGCGCCAUCGAGAAACACGGGAACCAGAGGAGCCUGUUCAAGAAGAAGCCCGACUUCGAGCGCGAGUCCCGCGACGGCACACUAGGGAAUCCGGCCGCCGAGUAUGUCCUCGACAGGCUGCGGCCGCGGUUCUGGUUCUCGGCGCAUCUGCACUGCAAGUUCGCGGCGAUCAAAGUCUUUGCGCCAUCAGAGCCCUCAGGGGCAGAGGCCGCAGAAGCCUCGCAACCGGUCCCUGAGCCUGCUGCAGAGCCGGUCCCAGUCGCCAACCCGGAGGAAAUCGACCUCGGUCUGGAGGACGACGAAGACAACGCGGGGGGUGAGGCUCCAGCAGCUGACACAGCCGAACCAACCGUGAACCCCGCUGUUGAAGAAGAUCCCGCCACCACAACAGAGGACCUGCGCGCCCAACUCCCCGCCGCCUUCGCCAAACCGGCCCAAGUACGACAACCACAUGUCCCCCGUCCCGUCCCAGGCCAACCUGUCCCCCCAGGAAUCACCAACACGACCACCCGCUUCCUGGCGCUCGACAAGUGCCUCCCAGGCCGUAAAUUCCUCCAGCUCCUCGAGAUCCCCUUCUCCUCCUCCUCCUCAGAAGAAGAAGAAGGAGGAGGAGGAGGAAAACUCACCCGCCCGCUCCGUCUGCAGUACGACCCGGAAUGGCUCUCCAUCCUGCGCGUCUUCCACCCACUCCUCAAAAUAGGCGACCGCACCGCACAGACCGAACCCGACCAGGGCGAAGCGCACUACCUGCCCCUGAUCGAGGCCGAGCGGCGCUGGGUCGAAGAGAACGUCGUCGCCAAGGGGCCGGUGAGCCUCGACGUACCCCUGAGCUUUGAGCCGACCGCCCCUCCCCACAGGCCCGGCGUGGAUGCAGAACGGGUGGACGAGCAGCCGCUGGAGUGGACGAACCCCCAGACGACGGUGUUCUGUGAGAUGUUGGGGCUGGAGAACCACUGGCAUGCUAGCGAGGAGGAGAGGAAGGCGAGGCGGGAAAUGGGCCCUGCGCCGGCUGAGUUUGGCGGUGGCGGUUGGGGCGGGCAGCGCGGAGGGGGAUGGGGAUGGAGAGGAGGUGGAAGGGGUGGUGGUAGGGGCCGAGGAGGACGAGCGGGAAGGGGCGGUGGCGGUGGUGGGAGAGGAAGGGGUAGAGGAGGCAGAGGAGGGAGGUGGUAGGGGGGGCUUUCAUCGAUCGUUCAAUACUAUUCAUGUGAUCGAGGUUGAGGUUAAGGCGUAAGGUCAUAAUUUGGUCUGAUCUGGUACGGUUAUUGUGAAGUGUCAACCUUAUUAUUUCCUUUUUUUUCUACAU